Aspergillus welwitschiae is the source of this 1507-nucleotide messenger RNA. RefSeq names its product SET domain-containing protein. The record is from RefSeq and is a predicted model, not a curated record. The transcript is spliced from 6 exons. NCBI's taxonomy places the organism in Eukaryota, Fungi, Ascomycota, Eurotiomycetes, Eurotiales, Aspergillaceae. Gene Ontology annotation, biological process: peptidyl-lysine monomethylation. The coding region runs from base 67 to 1404 and encodes 445 amino acids. Gene Ontology annotation, molecular function: protein-lysine N-methyltransferase activity; protein binding.
CUAUCGGAGUCAAGCGUCAACAGAUUCCAACGGCGCGGUCCAAUAGUGAAGAAUACAAAAUAGAAGAUGGAUGAUUCACCCGGUGACGAGCAUCUUGCGUUUAUGCAAUGGGCCGAAGCGUCAGGGAUCAAGAUAAAGGGUGUCACGCCGGCACGAUUCCCCGGGCGACGUUUGGGGAUGAAGGCGACGCGAACAAUAAAAAACAAUGAGAUAAUGCUCACGAUCCCUGUGGACCUAAUGCUAACUAUCGACUCGAUCCCAUCAUCAUUUACCUCGCAAUUCCCCACGGGAACAUCCAUCCACGGGAUAAUGGCUGCGUUUCUCACGCACGGGGACCCAUCUCUUCUUAAGAGCCUCGAGGCUUGGCGGAGUGUCUGGCCCUCGUAUGACGAGUUCGAAGACAGCAUGCCGGUUCUCUGGCCGGCACAUCUUCGGGUAUCGAAUUCAAGCUAUGGAGGCAACGCCGACUCUUCCUCACCAGAGAAGCAAGAUCAAGAUCAAAAUCGAGGAAAAGUCCUUCUCCCACCUUCUAUCUCAGGACAGUGGAACACUUUCCCCAAAGUCCCCGUAGGUGUGGACUACGACACACGAUACCAGAACCUACUCAGCCAGCAAGAAAAGCGACUAAAAGAUGCCUGGGCAAAUGUCGUCAAAGUCUAUCCUGAGACAGAGUGGAAGACGUUCGCCUAUUACUGGUGCAUUAUCAAUUCGAGGAGUUUCUAUUAUGUCUCGCCUGGGAAAGAUGAGCCAGAGGAUUGGAAUGAUGCGAUUGGAAUGGUCCCGUUUGCAGACUACUUUAAUCAUGUUGAUGAUGCGGCAUGCGAAGUCAAUUUUGACGGAAAGAAGUAUACCUUCCGAGCAACGCGGCGAUACGAGAAAGGCGAAGAAGUCUACAUGAGCUAUGGCAACCACUCAAACGACUUCCUUCUAAUUGAGUAUGGUUUCACCCUCUCCACUAACCCCUCCGACUGCAUCUACCUCGACGACAUUAUAUUCCAAGAUCUUAGCAUAUCACAGAAACAGGAGUUAGCGAAACAGGAGAUUUUCGGAAACUACACCCUCUCCCAUCCCCUAUCUUCCGAAAGUCCCCUCCACUACGCUGCAUGCCUAAAAUACAUGAAUACCCGUGACUGGCGCGCAUACGUAUGCGGACGCUCAGAGCGGGGCGUCGACGAGCAGAAGACCGCGAACGUGAUACGAGGCUGGGUGGAGGUGUAUCUUAAGGAAUGCAUUGGGACGACAGAAAUUAUUGAGAAUAUGAUUCAAGAUCUUGGAGAAGAGCUCGGGGAUAGUGAGAAGAAAAUAGGAUCAAAAGCAUGGGAACGAGAGAAGCUGCAGAUGUUGUUGAAUCGAUGGGGACAGAUUAGACGGUUAUGUGAGAGCGUUCUUGAAGACUUGGAAUAGUCUGCAUAUUACAGCUGCAAUUAUGGACCAGUUGGAAGGUCAUGGCCAGACUUUCACAUGAUAUACUCUGCAUUGCACUUACAUAGACAUGGAAGAAAGACGU